UACUUAUCAGAUAAGCUGUGUCUAUCUUCACUUUUUUUUCUAAAUAAAUAAAGACAGACACAUAUUUACCUAAUAGAUAAGUUUAUCAAGAAGUUGAAACAACCUACCUUAAGAGAAUAGCAAGUAAAUGUUUAAAUAGUAGUUAUAUUUACUAUAACUGAUUUAUUAUAUAAAAAUGUUAAUUUUUAAAAUACGAAAAUAAUUGAAAUCUUGUUAAAUACAAAUGCGAUGUAAAACCUAUGUUAUUUACUUGGCAUUUUCUAAAAGCUGCAUAAUUCAUUUAUUCUACGCAUAACGAUAGAAUUCGCUAGGAACUUUUGCCUGUAAUCAAUCUCCAGUAACUGUACACUAAAAUUUGGAUGUGUAAAAAUACCCCAUUUGCAUAUGUGAUUUAAUUUCCCGUGUAAAAAUACAUUAUACUGCAUAAAAAGAUAUAUUUAAAUGUGUGGUUUAACUGUGCACAUUUUGCUGUUACUUUUAUGUGGAAAUUGCACACAUACGAAUGAGACAUUUUUUACACAUUUGAAAUAACAGUGUACGAAAGGGAUGAAAUUCUCGGUAGGAACGCUCGACAAUUUCCGCGAUAUAUGCGGCUAAUGUAACAGACGCAGGCUCGAGGGACCUUAAAACUUUUAGUAAGGGCUUAGACGGUUAUCCCGUGCCACGUCCUGGCUCGUUGCUAUCCCGUGCGUUUCCGUGCGAGCGUCGCGCUCACAAUAGCGGUCUGUCGGAGUCGGUUUGCGAGCGCGACGUGGUAGGGGCACAGAUCUGUCGACGAUAUCUCCCCCUUUCCUUCGCGGGCUCGCUCUCCUGAAGCGCCGGCAUCGAAGGGCUGCAGUCGUGAUCGAAUGAUCGGCGUGUACGGAUCGUUGCCGGUCGGAGCACAAAGUGCUCGAUUAUUAAUUGAGUGAAAAGAGAGAGAGAGAACUCGCAGAAACCGAGAAAUUUUGUCCGUUAUACAAGCGACCACGAUGAGCGAUGUCCCUCGCGAGCAUUCCUCAGGCGGCACUUGAUCGCGCGCGGCGUACAUCUCUGCACGACAUCGCCUUCGAAUAGCCUGGGAACUGUCGAAGAAGGUGAAGUGGGUCCUGGAGGAGGACCCAGGGAGAGCGAGGGGAGAAGCGUCGAGACAGGAUCCGGCACCGCGCGGCGCCGGAAACCCCGGCAUUAGGAGCAGCAUCCUCAGGAUGUCGUACACCAGCCGAUUCCCGUCCUCCCAGCACACCCGGUAUCGCAGUAGCUGGGGCCCGUCCUCGGUCUCCGUCUUCAAUCGCGCCGACGUGCCGCGGCCCUCGCCGGAAGAGGAAGAGUUCGAGUUCUAUCACGAGCGGCUGCACUCGGCGCAGAGCCGUCAGCUGAUACCGCUCCAGGAGGACUUGGCCGAUUGGAUCAACAAGACGAUAAAUGUGGAUUACAUAACGGGUGACAAUUUCUUCGACGUGCUUGACAAUGGGGUGAUUGUCUGUCGAUUGGCCAGAGUCAUACAAGAAAAGGCGAGAUCCGCAACAGAGGCUGGACGAGCAAAAGGACCGGUACCAGUGAUACGUGGACGUUGCUGGGAGAAUGCGGCCCGACGCAGCUUUUUUUCCCGCGACAACAUGGAGAACUUCAUACAAUUCUGCCGGCGACUGGGUGUCCACGAAAAUCUUCUCUUUGAAAGUGACGAUCUCGUUUUGCACAAUCAGCCACGGAAUGUCGUGUUGUGCCUGCUGGAAGUCGCGAGACUGGCGGCUAGAUACUACUCUCUGGAGCCGCCCGGGCUCGUGCAACUCGAGAGAGAAAUCGCGGCCGAACAGGAGAGGGACCUUCAUUGUUUGUCCGACAGCGGUAUAUCCCACAGCAGUCUCGUCUCUUGGCAGUUCCAGUCGCCGUCGCCGACCGCGACACCCAGGCCGCCGCAGGAGAAGAUCAAACACAGCAGCUCGGCGUCCGAGGUCGCGACGACGGGCACACGAUGGCUGGACCCGGUAACUGGUGCUGCGCAUGAAACCGAAAUGCGAAGGUCCGUCAGCGACAACGGGCCGACUGGAAGUGACGGAGUGCCCAGCGACACUACAGAGGACGACUGGUCCCGCGGUAGCGUCGAGGAUCCCGACGAAGUGCCGUCACCGUCGAGCUCGCCGUCACCAUCGCCGGCCGAACCACCGGAGCACACCGGACCGAUAACAGAACUCGAUCGCAAGGUGCGAAGAGCCACCGAGGCCGUCCAGAGACUCUGCCAGUGCCCGUCCAAUAAGUGCUCCAAGCUGAAGGUGCGCAAAGUCGGCGAAGGCCGCUACCACAUCGCGGGACGGAAUGUCUUUAUCAGACUUCUCAAGGGACGGCACAUGAUGGUGAGAGUGGGCGGCGGAUGGGACACUCUGGAGCAUUUUCUGGCGAGGCACGACCCCUGUCAGGUGAGGGUCCUCAACCGCGAGGGCACGCCGCCUCCUGGCACCAAACACGACAGCUUUUUGCACAUUCGCGCCAAGUAUCGCAGUUCGCCGUCGGAGCCGAGCCUCUCACGUCGAUCGCUAGCCUAGAGGAGAGCACGUGCCUAAUCACGCGCCCACGAUCGCACACGCGAAGCGCGGGCCACCCCUUCGGGCAAUCCUGCGUGACGCAAAGCUGCUCGCAGCACGCUUGGUGCACGUGCGAAAUUGAUAUAACACGAUAAUUCCGAUACACUGGAUGCGGUACCGUUAUCGCAUCCCCUGGGCACCACGUGGGUUCGACGGUCCGCUGUUGUGUCGGCGUCAAGCGACGCGGUGAAACGACGCGUGGCGGCUCGGGUUACCGUAAGAACGGCAAUAGGCAUCAUCGCACGAUUUUUCACGCACGAUACAUUCCUCCUUUCCAACUACGUUCGAUGAGUUGGCGAUUUUGAGGGAAGAAAGGCGGCGCCGCGGAAGCUAAGCGCUUGCGGUCACUUAUGCACAUUCCAAUACUCAUAUAUUAUACGCUAUUUGCGAGUUCUCUCCACGUGGCAGAGAAAUCCUCGGCAUACACGCACCGCCUGUACCGCUGAUUCGUAACGAUACGCCUGCUCACACCCCGAAUUGCGCGUACAAUUUGUUACGUGUAAUCACGUAACAUGUCGGUAUUAGAGAAGAGUACCAGGGAUCGGUUAUUUUUUACUACGUCCACGUCAGGUGGUUGAAGAGCACGCAAGGUAUCGAAGAACAUCCUCGUAGACGCGCAACACGCCGCGAUUUUUUAGGGGAGCCACAGCGAAUAAUCAGAAUUCUGUAUCUAAGAUCCGCGUCUGCGAUUCAGACUUUGACUAUUCGGGCUCUUAUGUUAUUAUCUCGUUAACGAAUCAACCAUGGGUGCUUUCAUCUCGAACCACCUCUUCGGGCACUAACGUUUGCAGCGUCUGAACCAGGAAGUUCUUCGGCCGGAAAGCGCGUUGCACCCGGUAAUGGUAGCGUUAAGAUCGCAAUGACCAAACUUUAUUUUCGAAACCGUGUCAUCACGGUAAUAAUAUACUAAUGAUACAAGUAAUAAUAGAAACUUCUGAAUAAAUAUCCACUUAAGCUCAAGCGCGCCAGCGCUUGUACAUGCAAUAAAAGAAGUAAAAGUGCAAUUAAAAUCUCAGGUAGAAAAUCGUCCGUGUCAUGCCUUAAAAAAAGAUCGACUAAUCUUUUUUCUCUUUUAAGGAAAUUUCUUUGCGAUGCAAAUAAAUGUUUUUUUUUUAAAGUAACAAUUAUAAGCGGCUUGAUAAAAAUUUCGUAGUCGAACUGAAUAAUAUUGUUAUGAUUUUAUUAUCGAUAUUGUAUAACGUAGCUUUUAAUACUCAACUCUAUUCGAAUUUCAACUGCGUGUUUUGGUCAUUGCUAUAUAUCCUAUGAAUCAAUAUAUUCUUACGGUGCACUGCCAUAUUUUUGCGGCAAGCACGCGAUUAGGCACUUAUAUCAUAAUAAUCGAAAGGGUCGGCUUAAUUGCUUCUGUGUAUUAUUUUCUACACAUUUGAAUUAGGAAUCACUUUGCAAGAUAUAAAUGAAUCUUUCUUUGCGUAUAAGUUGAAUCACGGAUACUUACGUAAUCAUAUAUCGUCAAAGAAUGGUAUGUCAAUAUUUAAGAGCGUUUUUUAAAAGUAUACGUUAUCAAUUUUUCGCACUUUCAUUUGAGUUGUAAUCUCUCUUGUGAUUCUCAUUUCAGCCGGCCCCAAAAUUUAUAGAUACACAUUUAGCAUUCAAUUAAUAUCUAAUACAACUUUGUAUCGCCUAACAUGUAAAGUGCUUUAUGGUAGUUGCCACGAUAUAUAUGCACACACACAUCACAUAUGUUUUGUACUUUUAUAUAAAUAUCUAUAUGGUAAGUUAAAGGAUAUAUAAUCGGCGUAUUGCCAAGAUAAUUAAACCGUAUAAUUAUUCCGCUUACAGAAGUGCAAGAGCACAGUGUGCAAGGGAAUACCAAAGCAAAGAAACACGCGACGAGUAAUGUCGGCUCGUUGAAGCCAAUUAAAUCGUCAUCCGUGAUUUAUUUAUCAUUCAUGUCGGAAGUGUGGUUGUGAUUCCCAAAUCCGAUGUCUUUUACAAAUAAUCUUUUAUGAAAUAAUCCACGUUCACGGCGCUCCAUCAUCCUUUGCGAAAUAGAACCAGUGUUAAAUUGCGAUUUGCACUGUGACGCAAUAAGCUUAAAUUUAUGAACUAUCAUAUUUGAUACAGGACGUUACAGAUACGAUUACUUGCGAAGAAAGUUACUUCUUAGUUUAAAACCGCCUUGCCUAAUUGAACUAAUUUUCGCCAUAUUAUGUAACUGUAAAUAAUACGUCGCUUUGACAUAUCGAUAGAUAAUUGAUUUAAGUUAAUCGUACCUGCUUUAUAUCGCGUUAAUGUAUAUUAAUUGCGGAUAUUUUGCGUAUAAACUCCAUGUAUAUUACUCUAAUAAGUUAUUUAUAUAUAUAACUCGUCAAGCGUCUUUUUAUUACAGAUUACGUUAUCGUUAGUUCGAAUUUCUUGAUAUUACGCUAUUGAGACGCGUAACAUAGAAGAAACUGCAUUUUGAUGAUAUUAAACUGUUAUAAAUUUAAGUUAUUAUUUAUAGUAUUGAAGCAGUAUAAUUGAUAAACAUGUAUUUUAAAACGGAUUAUUGCCUACUUCAAUACUGCUUCAUCGUAAUCAUUCGGCUAUUAAUAAAGUAUUAUAAUAACAUCAUAUCGCAUAUAUAUAUGUACGUUUAGUCUUUGUUUAUAACUGCACUAAGCUUUUGCAAAUUUUAAGAUUUUGUCUAAUUUUACAGAAUAUAUCGUAUUACUACAUUUUCUUAAUCAAUUCAACUAAGUUCAGAAUUAUUAUGUCGAUUGUUAUAUUUUGUUGAACAAUAAAAUAUCUGACAGAGUAAGAUGUUCCCG
Monomorium pharaonis (pharaoh ant) is the source of this 5335-nucleotide messenger RNA. RefSeq names its product growth arrest-specific protein 2. Gene Ontology annotation, molecular function: cytoskeletal adaptor activity; microtubule binding; actin filament binding. Lineage: Eukaryota; Metazoa; Arthropoda; Insecta; Hymenoptera; Formicidae. Gene Ontology annotation, cellular component: actin filament. The record is from RefSeq and is a predicted model, not a curated record. The transcript has 8 exons. Gene Ontology annotation, biological process: actin crosslink formation. Bases 1188 to 2522 code for a protein of 444 amino acids.